This is a messenger RNA of Condylostylus longicornis, 2042 nucleotides long. RefSeq names its product aarF domain-containing kinase 1 (gene Adck1). Gene Ontology annotation, cellular component: mitochondrial inner membrane. Gene Ontology annotation, biological process: lipid homeostasis; protein phosphorylation; mitochondrion organization. Gene Ontology annotation, molecular function: ATP binding; protein kinase activity. Lineage: Eukaryota; Metazoa; Arthropoda; Insecta; Diptera; Dolichopodidae. The coding region runs from base 429 to 1988 and encodes 519 amino acids. The record is from RefSeq and is a predicted model, not a curated record. The transcript is spliced from 5 exons.
AAAGUUGGUAAAUAAAUGUUUUACUAAAGGAGUUAAUUUAAUGUUUACAUAAACAAUAGUUACAAAUUUUGAAAUUAGCGAGCUAUAAGGGUUUUAUUUAAAAAAGAAAUAAGAAUGGUAGAACAUUUCGCUUCAGUUGUAUCCAUCCUAACAUAAUAUAGUGCACGUACAUAAAUAUCAAAUGUAAUAUAAAGUAGUCUAUUAUAUUACGACCUAAAUAUAUCUCACCUAUAUCUCAUUAUUUACAAGUUCAGUUACGUAGCAUAUACAUACAUUUACCUACACCAGUACCUGUGUUAGUUAAGUAAUGUAGAAAUUUGGAUUGGUAAACCUUGUUAAAAAUGUUUUAAACCUCAACUAGUAUUUAAUAUUUGUGAAAUUAGUUAAUUUUUUAUUAGUAUUUUUAUAGGACAAUAUCAAAAAUAAAAAUGCGUUUCCGACAAAUUCUAAAAUAUUCUUUGCUUGGCAGUGCUUGCUUGAGUACAGCUUUUAGUUUAAGAAGUAAUGAUUAUGAAAUAUACUCAUUAGGAAUAGUUCGUUUAGCUCGUUCAACAAUUGCUGUAAUUGACAUAGCACAGAUUUACAAAAAGGAAGUUUAUUAUAAAAAAUGGGAUGAAAAAUCUGAAGAGUAUGAUGAAGCUAAGAGUCGAGCGCAUAAAUAUGCUGCAGAUCGCCUUUUGGAUUUAAUAUGCAAAAAUAAAGGAGUAUAUAUCAAAGUUGGACAGCAUAUUGGAGGUCUUCAAUACUUAUUACCGCCAGAAUAUGUAGACACAAUGAAAAUUUUGCACAAUGAUGCACCAAGUAAUCCAAUUGAGGAUUUAUUUAAAGUAGUUAAACAAGAUUUGAAAAAAGAUGUUAAAGAUAUAUUUGAAAGCUUUGAUCCCGAACCGUUGGGAACAGCAUCACUUGCUCAAGUACAUAAAGCAAAGUUGAAAACCGGAGAAACGGUUGCAGUUAAAAUUCAACACCCUUAUGUAAAAGGAAAUUCUUUGGUUGACAUGAAAACUAUGGAAAUUUUAGUUAAAUUAAUGACAUUCAUAUUUCCAGAUUUUAAUAUUCAAUGGCUAGUCGAUGAAACAAAAAAAAAUUUACCUCAAGAAUUAAACUUUUUAAAAGAAGGACAAAACGCUGAGAAGGUGUCAUUGCAAUUUUCAAAAUAUGAUUGGAUAAAAAUACCAAAAAUUUAUUGGAAAUUUUCCACACCACGUAUUUUAGUUAUGGAAUUUGUAGAAGGAGGUCACGUUACUGAUGUGGAAUAUAUCAGAAAGAAUAAAAUUGAUCCAUUCGAUAUUUCAACAAAAAUAGGAAAACUAUAUUCCGAUAUGAUAUUUAUAAAUGGUUUUGUACAUAGUGACCCCCAUCCGGGGAAUAUACUAGUUAAUAAAAAUUCAAAAGGAAAAAGUCAAAUUAUAUUAUUAGAUCACGGAUUAUACGCACAAUUAACCGAUAAAUUUCGUUAUGAUUAUUCAAAUUUAUGGUUAAGUAUAUUACGCGUUGAUCGUGAAGGAAUGAAGAAACAUGCAGUUAAUUUAGGUAUAAAAGACGAACUGUACGGGCUUUUCGUAUGUAUGAUAACAGGAAGACCUUGGGAGUCUAUUAUGAAAGGACUCGAUCGAACUAAAAAAACAGCUGAAGAAAGAAAACAAAUUCAACGUGAUACACAAAAGGUAUUGCCUCAAAUUGCUGUAGUUCUCGCACAAGUUGACAGACAAAUGCUUUUAAUAAUGAAAACCAAUGACCUUAUAAGAGGUAUAGAAACAACAUUGAAAACUCAUAAUCGGAUGACCGCUCUUUGGGUUAUGUCAAAGUGCUGCACAAAAUCGUCAUUUGCUGAAGAAAGAAAAAAGUCAAACUAUCAUGGCAUUAAAAAAUUCCAAUUAUUCAUGGAAGAAAAUUGGGCUAUCUUGAAAUUAAACCUAUAUUAUAUAUAUCUAGGCAUAAAGAACUUCAGUCUGAUAUCAAGCUUAAAACAAAUUUAUUUUCAGUAAAAAAUACUUUGAUAGUCAAUAAAAAACCAAAAUAUGUUUAUUAACUACAUUAAA